AUGGAUGCCUCAGUGGGGAGGGAAACAGUAAAGAGGAAGCUUAAAUCGCGUCAUAUGCAGUUCUAUGCCAUUGGCGGUACCAUUGGCACUGGUCUCUUCGUGGGUAUUGGUGGUGGCCUCGCCCAGGCGGGUCCACUGUCUCUCUUACUGGGUUACUCAAUUACUAGUGUGUUUAUAUUCUCUAUGAUGCGAUGUCUCGGAGAGAUGACAACUUGGAUACCACUCCCUGGAGCUACACCGAGAUUCUGUUCUCGCUUUGUUGAUGAGGCAUUGGGGUUUGCAGUUGGUUGGAAUCAGUGGUACAACUGUGCAAUCACAGUCUGCGCAGAGAUAUCGGCCGCAGCUGCCGUUAUCCAAUUCUGGAAUGACACCAUUUCGCCCGCUGUGUGGAUCUCCAUCAUCCUCGUCCUCAUCUUCAUAUUCAAUCUGAUCGACGUGGGAAUUUUCGGAGAAGUCGAAUUUUGGUUCUCCUGCAUCAAGAUUGUGGCUCUGGUUGGCCUUCUCAUUCUAUCUCUUGUCAUAGACUUGGGAGGCGGCCCUACUCAUGAUCGACUUGGAUUCCGCUAUUGGAACAACCCUGGAGCCAUGGUGGAAUAUAUCGUCAAGGGCGACACAGGACGCUUCCUCGGACUUUUCAACGCCAUUGUCAAUGCUGGAUUUGCUUUUGCCGGUAUUGAAAUGAUUGCCGUAGCAGCGGGAGAGACAGAAAACCCUCGACAUAACAUUCCAAAGGCAGUGAAUCGACUCUUUUGGCGUAUCCUAUUCUUCUAUGUCCUUGGAACGCUUGCCGUCGGUGUGCUUGUUCCCUACACGGAUGACAGGCUCUUAAACGGCGGUGCAGGUGUUGCUAGCUCACCCUGGGUCAUUGGUAUCACGCGCGCCGGCAUCAAAGUGCUUCCAUCCAUUAUCAAUGCCGUCGUUCUCGUGUCCGCUGCUUCAGCCGGGAACGCGUUGCUAUAUAGCGGCAGUCGAUAUCUCCUUGCCCUUGCUGAGGGUGGUCAAGCCCCCAAAUUCUUGCUCAAGUGCACCAAGAGAGGAGUUCCAAUUUACUGCGUCCUCGUCACGGGUUCUCUAGCACCUCUUACUUACAUGGCUGUUAGCUCUAACAGCGCCAGGGUAUUUUCAUGGUUUGCCAAUCUCGUCACGACUGCUGCUCUAUUUACCUGGUGCAGCAUUUGCAUUGCAUACAUAGGUUUCGACCGCGCACUCCGUGCUCAAGGCAUAAACCGGAAGGAAGAGUUAGCUUUCGGCGGUUUCUUCCAGCCUUACCUCUCUUGGAUCAGUCUUGGAUUCUUCAUCAUUGUCAUUAUCUUCAACGGCUUUAGUGUGUUUAUCCAUGGUCACUGGGAUGUACAGAAAUUUGUUGUCGCCUAUGUUGGCAUACCCAUCUUUUUCAUACUGUUUUUCGGAUGGAAGAUUGUUAAGAAGACUAAAUUCCGCAACGCCAAGGAGAUUGAUCUUGACACUGGACGCCAAUUGGACGAGUCCACAGAGUAUGAAGAGAAGCCAAAGAACCUUGUUGAUCGACUUUGGGCAUGGGCCGCAUGA
Trichoderma virens Gv29-8 is the source of this 1548-nucleotide messenger RNA. RefSeq lists its product as uncharacterized. Gene Ontology annotation, biological process: amino acid transmembrane transport. The transcript is spliced from 5 exons. The record is from RefSeq and is a predicted model, not a curated record. The coding region runs from base 1 to 1548 and encodes 515 amino acids. Gene Ontology annotation, molecular function: amino acid transmembrane transporter activity. Gene Ontology annotation, cellular component: membrane. Lineage: Eukaryota; Fungi; Ascomycota; Sordariomycetes; Hypocreales; Hypocreaceae.